Varroa destructor (honeybee mite) is the source of this 2651-nucleotide messenger RNA. RefSeq names its product nuclear receptor subfamily 2 group F member 6-like. Gene Ontology annotation, molecular function: sequence-specific DNA binding; DNA-binding transcription factor activity; zinc ion binding. NCBI's taxonomy places the organism in Eukaryota, Metazoa, Arthropoda, Arachnida, Mesostigmata, Varroidae. Gene Ontology annotation, biological process: regulation of DNA-templated transcription. The record is from RefSeq and is a predicted model, not a curated record.
UUACUCUAAGACUAAGUCCGACAACAAGUGACCCCGUAAAAACUUUAAAUCUAUAUAUAAGGAAAACUUUGAAGCUAGCGUUCAUCUAUAAAAAGUGCAGCUCCAGUAUUAACAUCAUGUUACCCCUAGCUAGACACACGACGUCGCCAGGAAUUGCAACCCAGCUAAACAAAGAAAGGGAGCCACUGUGUAGGGUGUGCGGUGAUCGCGCUUCCGGUAGACAUUACGGGGUAGCGUCCUGUGAUGGAUGUCGAGGUUUUUUCAAGCGUUCCGUAAGGCGUAAUCUGCACUAUGCUUGCAAGGAAGGGGGCCUCUGUGUUGUGGAUGUCGCCCGCCGAAACCAGUGCCAAGCUUGUCGCCUUAAAAAAUGUCUCGCAGUCAACAUGCGUCGAGAAGGUAUAUCGGUUCAGCAUGAACGCGCCCCGCGUUCAGGUCCUCGUCGGCGACUCCUCGACUCCAUCUCGAAUUUGGCAUUUCCGUUAGCGGCUACUACUGAGCUGCCUCUCCCAUCAUCAGCAGUAUAUGCCGCCUAUCAGCUAUUGAAUCGGCCUCCACCUUCCCUAACGGACGCGUCACCCACAGCGAUCUCGUUGUGGUCGGAGACUGCAGUCGAGUUGGUUAAUACAAACGGGAAGGGCGCGGAAGAAGGCCAUACGCGUCAGGAGCUUUCGCUGUCGCCUCUUCAGGCGGCUUCACCGGAACGAGAUGCCGAGAAAUCACCAUCAAGUAGAGAUGGGAAAUCUCCUGUUGCCAGUCUACCUUCAGCAAAUCCGUUUGUCUCACACCCCGCUCCGGACGAGAACCCCCAGGAAAGCGCUGCAAAGCUAUUAUUCUGCACAAUGAGAUGGACCCGCUCGAUGCCAGCCUUUCAGCAACUGACUUGUCCGGAUCAAACCUUGCUCGUGGAACACUCUUGGGCUGAAGUGUUUUUGUGCACAGCUGCCCAAUCUCGCUUCGAGCUACCUACUCACGGUUGUAUCGUGAAUGAGCCAGCGAGCUCUGCUAGCCGUAAACAAUUACACAUUUUGCGGGAAACUCUUCAUCAGCUAAUCACAAUGGAAACGGACGAGACUGAAUUCGCAUGUUUAAAAGCUUUAGCAUUGUUUCGUCCUGAAUUGCCUGGCCUCUACGACGUGGCGCACGUAGAACGUGUUCAGGAACAGACAUUAGAGGCGCUAGCAGCUCACGAGGCGUCAAGGAAGAGUGCAAACCGACAGGAUCGUCAAGAAAAUAGGCAAGGAUCGGCGUCGUCUCCCGCAGAGGAUUCGCAACGUGGCUUGGCAGCAUUAUCGAUAUCGCGAGCUCAUCGUUUGCUACUCCUUCUUGGAGCUCUACGGUCCGCAAGGACUUCCCUUCUCGAAGAUGUGUACUUCCGCUCUACGAUCGGUCCAGUUCCUAUUGAACGCAUCCUGUGCGACGUACUACAGUCACAGUCUGCAUAAAAUCAAGUUUCUGCACCACUAAACAUGUUGAACUGUUACAUACAGAGCAGUAAUCGCGCUAAUAUGGCCUGCGCGGUUUGUCCUAGACUGAAACAGCGAAGGACGAACAUUUGGAAAGCACAUGGCGCAGCAAAUCAUGCGUACGGUCACUAGUAUGCUUUCUUCCUAACGAAAGAACGUAUAGUGAAACGCAUCGAAGAUCUAAAUUGUAUCUUUAUGCGCCGCCUCAGGUAAUCCAUUGGACACUUCAUUUUCGCACAAGCAAAAGAGCUUGAUCUACCACCACUAAAUACAUAGCUAACACCAAUCAAAUUGUUACUGUAUAGAGGCAAGCUAUAUACUGAAAUAAGACUUCACCUUAGCACUAAGCCCUUCAGGGCAUCAGCAGAUCAACGAUUUUAUUUCGUACAAGAAACCACUUAUCAAGGGCGACCCAUUAUUGUAGCUCGUAGUAGCUAUGAGCUGCACAAGUGGGAUAGAUAUACGCAUUGAUUGGGUAAGCUUGGUAAUACGACUUACGGUUAGAAUGAACUGAUCGCAAUAACCCGCAAUAGGGUCAUAUCGAACUUGAAAACAGUGCCCAGUAAUAGUACAUUUAUUACUGCUGUAGCAGAAUUCAACGUGGGACAAAUCGCACCCAAUAAAAAAAAGUGUUCAAUAACCGAGUUUAUUUAAGAUAUUCACUAUUGGGCAUUUGAUCUAAAGGCAGAUCAAGCUCAUUUCAAGAACGAUAUAUUUGUAUCCAAUUUUGUAUUUAUUUGUGAGAGAAUGGCAACAAAUGAACCACUCGAGCCGCGACCCUCUGCUCAACGAAAUAAACCUCCUUUAGGAUCAGCUGACCUUCAAUAUGUAGACAUUUUUCAACUAAAAGCUCAUCUAACUGAAUGAUUUUCAGCUCUUACGAAAAAGUAUGUUGUCAACGGUUUGCGGACAUGCGCAUGGACGUCACACUGGUAGCAACCACACAAUUAUCGAACAUCUUUUAACUUGAGGCUUAUUUUAUUCCGUAACUUUAGGGGAUUCGGCGUGUAGCAUAGAACGUGUGCUAUUUAUCGAAAAGGCAAGCAUGUUUUUAGCUCGUUGCUAGCAGAAGCAGUUCUGGGUUGCAGUAGUAAUACUGAUUAGAUAUAGUUACCUUUAAUUUUUCACGUAAUAAAUACGUGUACACUUUAUAUUAUUAUAAAGCACGGAGACCACGUAACAAUGUUA